Molecule: messenger RNA, 1067 nt
Organism: Nicotiana tabacum (common tobacco)
Lineage: Eukaryota; Viridiplantae; Streptophyta; Magnoliopsida; Solanales; Solanaceae
Product: potassium transporter 6
Biological process (GO): potassium ion transmembrane transport
Cellular component (GO): membrane
Molecular function (GO): potassium ion transmembrane transporter activity
Source: RefSeq, a predicted model, not a curated record
UUAUAUACACAUCAGAUCAUAGACCCUUCCCUUAGAGAGCAAACGGCGCUUCGUUCUUCACCAAAAAGGGAGAUAAUAAUCGGACUCCUUCUUCAAAAGAACAAGAACAGUAGCCAUUUCUCCUUCCCUUUUCUGCUUUCGUCUUCUUCGCUAAUCACCAUGAAAGCUGACCAAAACCAGUCCUAAAAACUCCAUCGCUGGCGAACUCGCUGAAAACGAGGGAGGAGCGAUCGCCUAAAGUUGAAACUCACUGUUGUUGCUGUUGCAAAGUAGUUGGGCUCCAUUUUCACGUUUUAAGCUCUAUUUGGGUAAAUUUUGUUGGUUUCGCCAUUGUCAAGUGCUGAUGUACCUUUGGAUUUUUUCUUCGCUAUUAAAAAGAUUUUGGCUCACGAGGUUCAGAAGCAAUGUUUGCUGAUCUCGGACACUUCUCCCAGUUGUCAAUAAAGAUUGCUUUUACUUCCAUAGUUUAUCCAUCACUUAUUCUUGUGUAUAUGGGGAAAGCUGCUUAUCUAUCGUGACAUCAUGUAAUGGAGAGUGACUAUCAGAUUUGCUUCUACGUUUCAAUACCUGAAAAAUUAAGAUGGUCGGUUCUGGUGAUUGUUGUACUGGCUGCAGUAGUGGGGAGCCAAGCCAUUAUUACUGGAACCUUUUCAAUUAUUAAACAAUUCUCUACACUGGGAUGCUUCUCGAGAGUCAAAAUACUGCAUACGUCAUCAACAAUACAUGGUCAGAUUUACAUCCCAGAGAUUAACUGGACCUUAAUGCUACUAUGUUUGGAUGUUACUAUUGGUUUCAGAGACACCAGAAGGAUGGGAAACGCUGCAGAGACACCAGAAGGAUGGGAAAUGCUGCAGAUUCAGGCAUUUUCUAACCCGGUAGCGGGAGUUGAUUGCUCAAAGGUAGAGUCAUCAGAGUUUAGCAAGGUAGCUGCCCGGCGUUCUCAGCAUUUGCUUUUCUCCCUCUUGUUUUUAUUAGACUACUGGUUGCCUCCGUGUCGUGUUAUUGUGGACUAUUACGCCAAGACGGCGACAUUGGCUAUGCCGGGGAUGCCACGGAUGGAGUGGUGA